CACGUCUGCCCAGGGUCUCCACAACCUGAUCAUGGCCCCCGCACUCCAACAGAUGUCGCACCUGCUUCACCAACAGCUGAUCAGCCCUGCGCAGAUCCAGUCGCUAAUGCACCAUCAGAGCGUUCUUCUCCACCAGCAGGUCAACCUCAUCCAGCAGACACAGCUCAUGCAGACCGCAGACAAGAGCAAGGCGUCCGGCCCCUUGGCUCAGCUGGGCGCACAGCAGCAGCAAUUGGUGCAGCAGUUACAGGCGGUGCAGCGGCAGUACUUGCUGCAGUCGGGCCUCCAUCCGGGUCUUCAUCACCACAAUGGAGAAACUCGUUCACCCCCCGGCAGCGGAAGCGAGGGGGGAGGAGCCUGGAAGGAACGAGGGGAGCGCUCAGAAACCCCGUCACCUCAUCGAGCGUGACCAGAAACCGAUGCCACCGCCCGCUGCGAAUGGUCGCGAGAUGAACGGCGUGGGCAGCGAAGACGAAGACCCCAGCGCCCGCCGUGGCCACCCUCUGUAUGGCCACGGAGUGUGCAAGUGGCCAGGGUGCGAGGCCAUCUGCGAAGACAUUCACGCUUUCCACAAGCACCUCAACACAGAGCAUACCCUCGACGACCGCUCAACCGCUCAGGCCAGAGUGCAGAUGCAGGUCGUAAGCCAGCUGGAACGUCAACUCACCAAGGAGAGAGAUAGAUUACAGGCAAUGAUGAAUCACCUCCACAUGAACAAGGCCUCCGCACUUGCCAGCGCCGCGAGUUGCGUCACCCGAACCGCCGCAGCCGCAGCCGCAGCCCAUCGUCGAACCGCCAUCGCAAUAUCCUUCUCGUUCCCAGAGUCCUGGCGGUAUCCUGCCGAAACUGCCCCUUGGCGCUGGCUUACUCGGAGGAGGGGCGCUGGGUGCCAACCCCCUGGGACUCCCCCACUCUCCCAUGGCGCAGAUGCCGCCUGUGUCUUUGUUUGGUGCAAUAGGAAAGCUGCGGGCCGCUGCGCCGACGCCUAACAGACAAAGCCGCUCUCCUUACUCCAGGGCCGCUAGAGGACUCCCAAGUGACUAGACGCCGCCUGGCAGACCGCGCUGCUUUAGACGUUAAUGAAGAAAUACAAAGGAAUCGAGAAUUCUACAAGAGCACAGAAGUUCGCCCACCAUUUACCUAUGCAUCACUCAUAAGACAGGCAAUCAUAGAGUCGCCAGACAAGCAACUAACAUUGAAUGAGAUAUACAACUGGUUUCAAAAUACAUUUGCUUACUUCAGACGUAACGCAGCAACUUGGAAGAAUGCCGUCCGCCACAACCUGUCCCUUCACAAAUGUUUCAUGCGUGUGGAGAACGUCAAGGGCGCCGUGUGGACGGUGGAUGAAGUGGAAUUUUACAAGAGGCGACCACAACGCUGCGCCACCGGGGGUGUGCCAAGCAAAAGCCCAACUCUCACAGGCAGCCCAACUCUUUACGGCGAGGCCCUCAAUGCUAGCCUGCAGGCUGCCUUGGCAGAUUCUAACCUGCCGCUGUUGAACACUGCCUUCAGUGUUAGCUCCAGUGUGGAGAAGAGUGGAUCCCCACCUGUAUCCUACCAUGAAGCAAUGACACGUCAUGAGGAGGAGGAAGAGUCUUCACACAGAGAGCGUGAGCGUGAGGAGGAGCCCGAGGACUCCUACCCAUCACAGCUGGUCAAGCAGGAGAUGACAGAAGAGGAGACGCCAAUGGAAACUCAGCGAGACUGUGAAGACGAGACACACCCUGCAGCUUCUCCUGUAUCUCACUACCGUCAUUAUUCUGGGAUGGAGGAGGACCGGCCCCGCUCCCAUAGCCCAGUGCCACCCAGUCCUGUGUCCCAGCCACCACCACCACCUCCAGUGUCCCACUCAAUGCCCCAUGUGCCCACUUCACUGGGACUCCCCCCACCUCUGCAAUUACUACACGAGGCUCACAUGAGGCAAGGACCUCCUCUAGAAGGCUAGUGAUGUAGGGUACGUGAAUGGAGUGACACAUUACCUCCCAGUGGUUAAAAACUACAUAAAAAUCACCACUUUUCCUACUGCCAUCUUCCUCAACAAGCCAGCCAGUGGAUUCUGGCAAGGAAGCAAGAUAUACAGCCAAUUAUGUAUAUCUUGCAGUUACGUUAUCUGGUAUCUUUUAUUUAGAUGGUGUAUUAUCUCCUGUACACAAAGAAAAAAAAAGCACUGGCUUGUGUACAUGAUGCAGGGAAACCUGUAGGAAAGGAAGGAAGAAUUUGUUAUUUUUGCACUGACGGAAUUAGACUUUCUAAUAGUAAUUGUUUCAUAUCAGACUAGUCUUACCUAAGGCACUGUCGUCGGUCAAGGCACAAGUGUGUAUGUUCUCGGUGAUGGACAGACAUUGUUUUGUACAGAAGGUUUUGACAAGGAUGUGAUCGCAUACUGUAGUAAAAGUGUAGAUUGAACUGGACUACAGGAAGCGCAGGCAGAGUCUUCUGGAGCCUCUAGCCUCACCUAGUGUAGAGUAGCCUAAGGCAACAGAUGGCUGGGCAGCCAACUGUGUACCAUUCCUAGAUGGGUCACCAAGAUCCAUUUGUGCUUUCCUAGCCCCUGAACCCCAUCCUUAGCCCAGUAGAUAUUGUCCAAGCAUGCGUCACAUUAAGUUCAACUUAAGACUUAACACAUUUCAAAAGUCUUAGUUGAGCAAAAGUCUAGGCACUGAAUCAUAUUUAUUACUUAAAGGGACUACCAGCUAAAGUUAAAUCAUUUAUCAAGUGCCAUAUUUUGAGUCCUUUAUGAGCUAACAUGUUGUCAGUAUAAUGCAGUUAAAUUUGAUCUCAGACUUUAAAUAGCUCUUCCAUGACAAUUACUAGCACCUCCAGUCAGUAAACCCUUAAAUUUGUUUCACUCUUAUUAAACUAAAUGAAAGUUAGUAUUUUAAAAAAUCACCUUUGUGUAGCAAGUCUACAAGAAAUAAUCUUGUAAACUUACUGCAAAAGGCAAAGUUACAUUAUCAACAUAAAUAUAUCUUCCUGACGCAGUAGUCUUGUACCUCAAAGAAACCCACCUAUUUCCAUUAUUUACACUAUUUAUUUGUUAUUUAUAUUGUAGAGUAAGUGGGGUUAGGACAGCACAGAAAUGAGAUCCCUGGUAGUAUAGUGUUCUAGUGUAAAUUAGAUUUAAACAGCCAUCCCAAACCUAGUGAGACAUGGGAGAUGUGAUUGUGUAGUUGUCUGAAAUAUGUUUUUGGGGUUCAGUUCUUGUAAAGGACUGCAGUCAGUAAGGUUCAAAAAAGUGUAGUGUAACAUGUCAAUUAUGUGAGGAAUGUUUCACCUCUAAAACAGAUUUUCAGGACAUAUGACAUGGCGUCAUAGAACACUGUCAAUGGUGUUAUUUUAGAUUCUUUUAUUGGUUCUUCCUUUUUAGCUGAUUAAAUUAAGAAAUAAUGCAGGGUUUACUGUGACAUUGAAAUCUAAGUGAACCAGUGAACUGAAUUAUAAUUAUGGAAUUAUCUGUUGCCUGUCUCUAACCACAUCAUUUGCUGCAAUGACUCAUUAUAACAGUGACUGUGACAUUAAAGUCCCAAGUGUCUAAGACAGCCAGAACAAUGUGUAUACCCUUCUCCAAAGUAAGUUCAUUGGGCUUGGUUCGUAGGAAUUGCAUAGAAUGGACCACUGUUGUAGAAGCAUUGUUAAAAAUGCUACCAUAUGAUACAUACUCAAGCCUGUGUAUUGCAUUACCACUGUAGGUUAGCCUUGCUGUGUUGGGGAGUCAGAACUAUGUUGGGUAUGCCAGUAACCAGAAAUCUCAUGUCUUCUCUUAACCAUUUCCAUACAUUCAGUUCCUAAUCCCAUCUCACUGUUACUGUAGAUUGCCAUUGUUUCAUCAAGUUCCUUUAUAUACAGUUGGUGUACUAUAUCUGUCACAUGCAGUUGGUGCACCCACUGCCAAAAGAUGUUGCAGUGAACCCCCAUUAUAGUUCUGUUCCCUAUAUCGCCAUAUGUCCCUGUUGGUCGCAAGUCACACGGUAGUAGAACAGCUUCUUGUAGAACAUUCCCCCCUUGGGCAACAUCAUGCCCAGACCCCAAGCAAUAACUGUCUGACGUAUGACUGAGUGUAUUACCAUGAACAGUUCCCCCUCUCCCAUUUUGCAAUGUCCAGCUACUGUCACUGAAUGUGGCUCUCUGUAAGGUAGUCGUUUAGAGGUGCUUUGUUUAUUUGAAGCUGCUAUAUAUACAUUGAACAUACUGUGUAAGCAGAGGUUUAUUUCACUGUGACUUGCAGAGAGCCCUAGGUGCAAGCAUGGAUGAGACGUGAGACCCGUAACAUGCGUGUGGUUUAAAUACUACUUCAGAAAGGUUUGUUUUAAUCGACAGUGAUAAAAAGCAAAUCUUGCCGAAGAGCAAGUUUGGUCUGGAUAAAACAAAGCAUUUAUUUGCCAUGGUGAUAUCAUAAUUUUCAGAAAAAGACAUUACAGGCAACAGAUACGAACAAAAAUGACUGUUGGCAGUAUGUUUUUGUUAAACAAGUGUAACACAAUGUCCACAUGCAUUAAGGGCCUCCUGUAUAUAAUCUCUUGAAUGAAGUGAAACGCAUUAAACAAAGUAAGGAGAGAGAGUGAUUUAGUUGGAAAAAUAUUCCACACUGAAUUGCUUACUACAGACUUGACUUUGGUAAUUGCGUGACUUAAUGAGCCAGAUCAGAGAUCUGGCCUCGUACAAGUGUACAGAUUUUUAAGUUACAGGUAUUACAACCAUCCUUUUGUUCAUAUUGUAAAUUCAACAAAGGCAGCAUCUAGUUGUGUCUGCCAAGACUCACUAAUAUUAUUAUUCAGAUUUAGUCCAGAGAACUAUAGAAGAUGAAUAAAGCAUGUCCUCAACUCUAUAUUUAUAUGGCAAAAUGCUUUGUAUGCCAGACAUGUUCAUUAAUGAUGAAAAUUAGUGUGUUUUGAUAUUCAGCGCAUAAGUGAAGAAUUUCUGUCCCUAUAGUCUCAUUCCCUACUGCUUGAGCAAAAUGUAUACAAGAUCUCCAUUGUCCAUAGUAAAGUUACAUCUUCCAGUGUGUGGAAAUAGACUGAAAAGUUUUACUAUUCAGGUAAACAGGGAGGUGGCAUCUGUGAUCUAUUUACUCGGUGAAACUGAAGGAAAACUACAUGACCAAGAUGCUUGAACCUUGAGGUUUGUGUGUGUAACUAAUAUAAAGAAAUAUUAAUUUAGUGGACUACUUCAAAGACCAUGUGAAGAUCUG
Penaeus monodon (black tiger shrimp) is the source of this 5188-nucleotide messenger RNA. Its product is annotated as forkhead box protein P1-like. The record is from RefSeq and is a predicted model, not a curated record. Gene Ontology annotation, molecular function: RNA polymerase II cis-regulatory region sequence-specific DNA binding; DNA-binding transcription factor activity, RNA polymerase II-specific. Gene Ontology annotation, biological process: regulation of transcription by RNA polymerase II. Lineage: Eukaryota; Metazoa; Arthropoda; Malacostraca; Decapoda; Penaeidae. Gene Ontology annotation, cellular component: nucleus.